AUGGCCAUCAACUGCACGAGCACGGCCGACUGCGGCGAGGGCGAGACGUGCGUGGCCGGCGACUCGGCCACGUCCAUCCAGGCCUGCGUGGCCGGCGCGGUGUGCGGCGGCGCCACGAGCGGCAACUGCCCCGCGGACGCCAGCAGCGGCCAGCUGGCCUGCAUCCAGCGCGACGGCAUCUACAAGUGCCUGUCCAUCGACCGCUGCGACCAGUACUUCGGGGGCUCCUCCUGCAGCGACGGCUGCAGUGUGAACGGCGUGCAGUGCAGCGGUCAGGGCUCGUGCUCGCUGCUGUCGACGGGCGCGGACGGCACGCCGAGCUUCGGGUGCACGUGCAACGACGGCUUCAGCGGCGACAAGUGCGAGUCCGGGUCGAGCUCCGGCUCCAAGACGCCGUCCAGCUCCUCCUCCUCCUCCAAGGCUUCAAGUAUCAGCUCUUCUUCUUCCUCCAGCACGACCAGCUCAUCAACCAGCUCGUCCAAGGCUUCGACCAGCUCCUCCACGUCGUCGUCUGCGUCCAAGUCGACCUCCUCUAGUGUUUCAGGCUCCAGCUCCAGCUCCACGUCCUCGUCUUUGAGCGGCUCUGGCAGCUUUUCCGCGUCGGUGAAUGGGUCGUUGAGCAGCUCUUCUUCGUCUUCUUCGUCAUCGUCGCUCGAGGCUGGCACCAGUAACAGGGCAGACCCGACGUCGGCCGCCAGCGGCUCCGUAGCGUCCGAGUCGGACUCGGGCGGUACCAGCUCGACCGUGUUCAUCAUUAUUGGCGUGCUGGCUGCGUGUAUUAUCAUCGGCGCGCUCAUGUUCGCAAUGUACUCGAGGAAGAAGAAGGCCCAGCAGGAGGCCGAGGCCGGCGGCUUCGGCGGGGCCGCAGCUCUGGGCGCGACUGCCGGGGGUGACAGCGAGCUUGGCGGCGGCACAGGGGCCGACACACCGAAGAGCAGUAUCGUCACCAUGUAG
Messenger RNA from Phytophthora sojae, 954 nucleotides. RefSeq lists its product as hypothetical. The transcript is spliced from 2 exons. Bases 1 to 954 code for a protein of 317 amino acids. Lineage: Eukaryota; Oomycota; Peronosporomycetes; Peronosporales; Peronosporaceae. The record is from RefSeq and is a predicted model, not a curated record.